Lactuca saligna is the source of this 462-nucleotide messenger RNA. NCBI's taxonomy places the organism in Eukaryota, Viridiplantae, Streptophyta, Magnoliopsida, Asterales, Asteraceae. The record is from the annotation of a GenBank genome assembly.
AUGUUCAUAAACACCACGAAACCUAAAACGGUGGUCCCCGGUUUUGCUCAUUUGCCCAUCCGUUCAUCUGCUGCUACAUUACUUCCCUGCUUCCACGCCGGCCACCACCCGACGGUUUGCUCACUAUCACAGGCUGCUCUACUUGACGCUGAGAGAACUGUGCAGGUUGCCUUGGGAAAGGCUUCAAUGGUUGAUGAUCUUCAGAAUAAGAAUCAGGAGUUGAUGAAGCAGAUAGAAAUUUGCCAGGUUUUACUCAAGAUGCUUCCUAGCUAUUACAAACAUGUGCAUGCGCAUGAUAACACCUUGAUCACCAAAUUUUAUGGCCUCCAUCAGAUAACACUAAGAGUUGGCAAGAAAAUUUAUGUCUUCUCUGGUAUGCUAUCCAACUUCAGGAAGAUCACCUUAUCAACCAAGUCUUUUCAAGAUUUGGUGAAAGACCUCAAGAACAUGUUUCCUCUCUAA